AUGAAACAGAAUAUGACAUUUCUGGAUUUCGAAGACGAGGAGGAGUUGGAGGGUGAGGAUGGAGCCUUCAAGGACACCAUAAUUGAACCUCCUUCUCUUCGGCCGAAGCCUAAUAAACCCGCCGCUAACAGCCAACAGGGGAGAGCACCAACACUAACCAUUGAAGUUGUUCGAGUUGGCCGACCUUUAAAAUUUCAUACAAGAAAAUAUGUAACUGAUUCUCCGAUAUAUUUUUGCAAAUUAUUAUGCGUAUCUGGUCCAUCAGGGCUAGAACAUAUCUCAUUUUAUGAUCUUAUUUGUUUUAUUUUUUCCACAAACCGCUUCAGAAGGCUGUGA
Messenger RNA from Echinococcus granulosus, 336 nucleotides. RefSeq lists its product as hypothetical. The transcript is spliced from 2 exons. Lineage: Eukaryota; Metazoa; Platyhelminthes; Cestoda; Cyclophyllidea; Taeniidae. The record is from RefSeq and is a predicted model, not a curated record. The coding region runs from base 1 to 336 and encodes 111 amino acids.